CUUUUGUGACUACGGAUACCAUUCAACUGCUUUCAUGAUCUCCACUUGUUCUUUCUGUACAACUGGACGCUGAGAAGGUUCUGCCCAGUCGUUGUUCAGCCCAGUGUCUGUACCUCCUCCUCAGCCCCUUUAACAGGGGAUAAAUAACUUUUCUGUGGAUUUGGACUUGAUCACCAGAUGGAUAAAUCGUGACUCAUCUGAUCAUUUUCUAACUUUAUACCAAGCAAUUCCUAAUUCAGCGGCAGACACAACUACAGUGCCAACACAAUGCAGAAGCAAGUGGAGGUCAGAAUGCAUGAGAGCCAUUUGGAACCCAUGGUGGAUCCUCCUGAACCUAUGUGUUGGGGAAUAUGCGAUAAAAUUAUGAAGAACAUGGUUCUUACCCUCACCAUCCUUGGUGUGUGCCUGGGCUCCAUAUCAGGAAUGCUGCUGCGGUACAUUUCGCCGCUCCCCCCUGAUGUUAUAAUGGUUAUUGCAUUCCCAGGAGACAUCCUGAUGAGAAUGUUGAAAAUGCUCAUCUUACCGCUAGUUGUUUCUAGCCUGGUUACAGGCCUGGCCGGUCUUGACGCCAAGUCCAGUGGUCGUUUGGGCACGAGGGCCAUGGUGUACUACAUGUCCACAACAGUCAUCGCUGCUAUGCUGGGAGUAAUCUUGGUGCUGGUCAUUCACCCAGGGAACCCUAAAUUAAAGGCUAACCUUGGUCAGGGAAAGAAGAACGAUGACGUUUCCAGCUUGGAUGCCUUCUUUGAUCUAAUUCGCAAUCUAUUCCCAGAAAACCUUGUGCAAGCCUGCUUCCAGCAGAUCCAGACGGUCAGCACAAAAACCCCGGUGCCCACCAACAGGACUAAAGCACCACCACAGUUCACGAUCAAAAAGACCCUUCAGUUCAAGAGUGGGAUGAAUGUCCUAGGUCUUAUUGGAUUUUUCAUCGCUUUUGGAAUUAGCAUGGGAAGAAUGGGAGAGAAGGCCAAACUCAUGUUGGAAUUCUUCAAUGUCCUCAACGAGAUUGUUAUGAGGCUUGUUGGCAUGAUCAUGUGGUAUUCACCAAUUGGUAUCGCAUGUCUCAUCUGUGGGAAGAUCAUCUCGAUUAAUGACCUGGAAGUGGUUGCUAGACAACUGGGAAUGUAUAUGGUCACAGUAAUAGUGGGCCUCCUCAUUCAUGGUGGCAUCUUUCUACCUUUAAUAUAUUUUGUCAUUGUUCGGCAAAAUCCCUUCACAUUCUUCAUGGGAAUCUUCCAGGCUUGGGUCACUGCGCUUGGAACUGCAUCCAGCGCUGGCACCCUCCCUGUCACUUUCCGAUGCCUGGAGGAGAACUUGGGCAUUGACAAGAGAGUGACACGAUUUGUGCUCCCUGUGGGUGCCACCAUCAACAUGGAUGGCACUGCGCUAUACGAGGCUGUGGCAGCCAUCUUCAUUGCCCAAAUGAAUGGCAUCCAUCUGGAUUGGGGACAAAUUAUUACUGUCAGUUUGACUGCCACUUUGGCCAGUGUGGGAGCUGCCAGCAUCCCCAGUGCUGGACUGGUAACAAUGCUUCUGAUCCUAACUGCUGUUGGGCUACCAACCCAAGAUAUUAGUCUAUUGGUAGCUGUCGACUGGCUGCUGGAUCGGUUCCGUACCUCUGUCAAUGUUGUUGGGGACUCGUAUGGAGCAGGAAUUGUGUACUACCUCUCCAAAGAUGAGCUUGACAUGUUUGAUGCCCAGCAGGCCCGAGUAGAUGAAUUUGAGAUGUCAAAAACACAAUCCUUCUAUGAAAACAACACCAACCAGUGUGUUUAUGCUACAAACCACAACUCCGUCCUGCUAGACGACUGCAAGGUAACCAUGGGCAGAAAUGGCAACGCUGCAGAUUUCUCUCUUGUUGAGGAGGAACCAUGGAAACGCGAGUAAAGUAGAUCAAGACCCUGCUCCGCCUUACCCUGAGUUCCACAAGCUUUUCUCUCUGCCGACAAAACAAACAAGAUAAAUCAAAAGUCAGAGUGAACUGAACUAGUACACAGCUCAGUAUGGGUCCGACAUUCUU
This is a messenger RNA of Hypomesus transpacificus, 2020 nucleotides long. It is a transcript of the gene slc1a2a, whose product is annotated as solute carrier family 1 member 2a. The record is from RefSeq and is a predicted model, not a curated record. Bases 268 to 1887 code for a protein of 539 amino acids. Gene Ontology annotation, cellular component: plasma membrane. Gene Ontology annotation, molecular function: neutral L-amino acid transmembrane transporter activity; glutamate:sodium symporter activity; L-glutamate transmembrane transporter activity. Gene Ontology annotation, biological process: L-glutamate transmembrane transport. NCBI's taxonomy places the organism in Eukaryota, Metazoa, Chordata, Actinopteri, Osmeriformes, Osmeridae. The transcript is spliced from 11 exons.